AGAACAAAGUCAAGGAAAAUUAACCAUGUCCUUAAAUUCGUGUUUAUGAUUGAUGCGUAUUUAAAUGAAGGGCCUGCAGCACAACAAUAGUACACAGAACAAAGUCAAGGAAAAUUAACCAUGUCCUUAGCAAAGAUCCUACAUAUGAAUAUUGGUGAUGGAGAAUCCAGCUAUGCAAACAACUCCAUGCUUCAGGAAACAGGGAUACGGAAAGCUGUGCCAUUUCAAAAGCUUUUGAUCAAGGGUUUAGCUAAUCAUAAUGUCUUCAACGACUGUUUCACGGUUGCAGAUUUAGGAUGCUCGUCUGGCAAAAAUACGCUACUAGUUGCAUCUAAUAUUAUUGAUAUAGUGCAUGAGGUGUGUCAAGAAAAUGAUCGUAAAGUACCACAGUUUCAAGUGUGUUUAAAUGACCUAUUUGGAAAUGAUUUCAAUAAUAUUUUCAAACUGUUACCUGACUUUUAUGCAAAGCUUAAGAAGGACAAGGGAGAAGGUUUUGGCCCAUGUUUUGUUUCAGCUGUUCCAGGUUCCUUCUAUGGCAGACUUUUUCCCAACCAAAGUUUGCAUUUUGUUAACUCUGCUAAUUGUAACCAUUGGCUUUCUCAGGUGCCUAGAGGCCUUGAAAGUAAUGGAUCAAAUAUUUGUAUGGCGCGGGCAAGUCCUCCAAAUGUAUACCAAGCAUAUCAAAACCAAUUUCAUAAUGAUUUCACGAAGUUUUUACAAAUGCGCUCUGAGGAAGUAGUACAUGGUGGAAGCAUGAUUUUAACAUUUUUUGUUCGGGAGGUAGCUGAUCCAACUAUUGCCAAUUGUUUUGCACAUUUGGAGCUACUCGGGCAAUCACUUGUCGACAUGAUCAAAGAGGGGUUGGUUCGUGAAUCAGAUAUUAACUCAUUCAAUGUCCCAUUAUAUUUUCCAUGUGAGGAGGAAGUUAGGAACAUCAUUGAAUAUGAGAGAUCAUUUUCUCUUGAAAACAUGAAUGCUUAUCAACUAAAUUCGGAUCCCUACGACAAGGAUUACAUAAACAUGACUGAUUCUGGUGAGCUUAGCCAAAUUCACGCGAAAAACAUAUCAAAAGUAACCCAAGCAGUUUUUGAACCGUUGUUGAUAUCUCAUUUUGGGAAUUCUAUAAUUGACAUACUAUUUAAGAAGUUUGAGAAGCAUGUGGCUGAAGAUCUCUUAAAACAGAAGCCAAAGUGGUUAGUCAUGACCAUUUCAUUGACCAAGAAAUGAACAAUUCAUGAGUUUGAUUAAAUUGGUCGAUCUGUUGGUUAUUAUGUUCCAGUAUUUAUAUAUGUAUUGUUGUCAAUGCAUACAGCAUGAACCCUUGUGUUUUAUUUUCCUAGGUUUGUUGGUUAUUAUGUUCCAGUAUUUAUAUAUGUAUUGUUUGUAAGAACUAGGUUCACUUUUUAUUAAAAUAUAUUAUAAAAUAAAUAAUAAAUAAUAACGAGACUCUCGUUAUUGGUGGGAAAUUCGACUA
Messenger RNA from Helianthus annuus (common sunflower), 1474 nucleotides. Its product is annotated as benzoate carboxyl methyltransferase. The record is from RefSeq and is a predicted model, not a curated record. NCBI's taxonomy places the organism in Eukaryota, Viridiplantae, Streptophyta, Magnoliopsida, Asterales, Asteraceae. Gene Ontology annotation, molecular function: S-adenosylmethionine-dependent methyltransferase activity. Bases 121 to 1227 code for a protein of 368 amino acids. The transcript is spliced from 4 exons. Gene Ontology annotation, biological process: methylation.